Sturnus vulgaris (Common starling) is the source of this 3381-nucleotide messenger RNA. It is a transcript of the gene STT3B, whose product is annotated as STT3 oligosaccharyltransferase complex catalytic subunit B. Gene Ontology annotation, biological process: post-translational protein modification. The record is from RefSeq and is a predicted model, not a curated record. Gene Ontology annotation, molecular function: dolichyl-diphosphooligosaccharide-protein glycotransferase activity. Gene Ontology annotation, cellular component: membrane. NCBI's taxonomy places the organism in Eukaryota, Metazoa, Chordata, Aves, Passeriformes, Sturnidae.
GGGGGCCUAUCGCAGCCGGCGGGCUGGCAAUCCCUGCUCUCCUUCACCAUCCUCUUCCUGGCCUGGCUGGCUGGAUUCAGCUCCCGGCUCUUCGCCGUCAUCCGCUUCGAGAGCAUCAUCCACGAGUUCGACCCCUGGUUUAACUAUAGAUCAACACAUCAUCUUGCAUCUCAUGGGUUUUACGAAUUUUUAAAUUGGUUUGACGAAAGAGCAUGGUAUCCACUAGGAAGAAUAGUAGGUGGAACUGUAUACCCAGGACUGAUGGUGACAGCAGGCCUUAUACAUUGGAUUUUAAAUAUGCUUAAUGUGACAGUCCAUAUAAGAGAUGUGUGUGUGUUUCUAGCACCAGUUUUUAGCGGCCUUACAGCUAUUUCUACUUUCCUGCUCACCAGAGAACUGUGGAACCAGGGAGCAGGGCUUUUAGCUGCCUGUUUCAUCGCCAUAGUUCCAGGUUACAUAUCCCGAUCAGUAGCAGGAUCGUUUGACAAUGAAGGCAUAGCUAUUUUUGCACUGCAGUUCACAUACUAUUUAUGGGUGAAGUCUGUGAAAACUGGGUCAGUCUUUUGGACAAUCUGCUGCUGUUUAUCCUACUUUUACAUGGUCUCUGCAUGGGGUGGUUAUGUUUUCAUCAUCAACCUUAUUCCACUGCAUGUGUUUGUUCUGUUGCUGAUGCAAAGAUACAGCAGGAGAGUCUACAUUGCAUAUAGCACUUUCUACAUUGUGGGGUUAAUAUUAUCGAUGCAAAUACCUUUUGUGGGAUUUCAGCCAAUUAGAACAAGUGAACACAUGGCAGCUGCAGGUGUUUUUGCACUGCUGCAGGCUUACGCAUUUUUGCAGUAUCUGAGAGACAGAUUAACAAAGCAAGAAUUUCAGACAUUGUUCUUCUUGGGUGUCUCACUAGCUGCUGGUACUGUAUUCCUGAGUGUCAUCUAUCUGACAUACACAGGUUAUAUUGCUCCUUGGAGUGGUAGAUUUUAUUCACUGUGGGACACUGGGUAUGCGAAAAUUCACAUCCCGAUCAUUGCCUCUGUGUCUGAGCAUCAGCCUACAACAUGGGUUUCCUUCUUUUUUGAUCUGCAUAUUCUCGUGUGUACUUUCCCAGCAGGGCUGUGGUUCUGUAUCAAAAACAUCAAUGAUGAAAGAGUCUUUGUUGCUCUGUAUGCAAUCAGCGCUGUUUACUUUGCUGGAGUGAUGGUUCGCCUGAUGCUCACUUUGACUCCAGUGGUCUGUAUGCUGUCAGCAAUUGCUUUCUCCAAUGUCUUUGAGCGUUACUUGGGUGAUGAUAUGAAGAGGGAAAAUCCACCAAUAGAAGACAGCAGUGAUGAGGAUGACAAAAGGAACCCUGGCAACCUGUAUGAUAAGGCAGGCAAAGUGAGGAAACAUGUGUCCGAGCAGGAAAAAACAGAAGAAGGGCUGGGUCCCAAUAUCAAAAAUAUUGUGACUAUGCUGAUGCUGAUGUUGUUGAUGAUGUUUGCUGUUCACUGUACCUGGGUAACCAGCAAUGCUUACUCCAGCCCCAGCGUGGUUCUCGCCUCCUAUAACCAUGAUGGCACUCGGAAUAUCCUGGAUGACUUCAGAGAAGCCUAUUACUGGCUCAGACAGAACACAGACGAGCAUGCCAGAGUGAUGUCGUGGUGGGAUUAUGGGUAUCAGAUAGCAGGAAUGGCCAACCGGACAACCCUGGUUGAUAACAACACUUGGAACAACAGCCACAUCGCCUUGGUGGGAAAGGCAAUGUCAUCAAAUGAGUCUGCAGCAUACGAGAUCAUGAGAAGCCUGGAUGUGGACUAUGUUUUGAUUAUUUUUGGUGGUGUGAUUGGCUACUCUGGUGAUGAUAUUAAUAAGUUCUUGUGGAUGGUGAGAAUAGCAGAGGGGGAACAUCCCAAAGAUAUACGGGAAAGUGAUUACUUUACCCCUCAGGGAGAAUUCCGGGUAGACAAGGCAGGCUCUCCAACUUUGCUGAACUGCCUCAUGUAUAAAAUGUCCUAUUACAGAUUUGGAGAGAUGCAGCUGGAUUUUCGGACACCCCCGGGAUUUGACCGUACGCGCAAUGCAGAGAUAGGCAACAAAGACAUUAAAUUUAAACAUCUGGAGGAAGCCUUUACCUCAGAGCACUGGCUUGUUAGAAUAUACAAGGUCAAACAACUAGACAACAGAGAGACACUGGAUCAUAAACCUAGAGUAACCAACAUGGUACCGAAACAGAAGUAUUUGUCAAAGAAGACCUCCAAAAGGAAGCGUGGCUACAUUAAGAAUAAACUAAUUUUAAAGAAAGGCAAGAGACCCAACAGGAAGACAGUUUAAACACACUGUUCUGAUUGCUAAUACGAAGCAGUUGUCCUUGAGAUAACCAGUCUUUGCCUUUAGCUCAAAUCAUGUUUCACAGCAACAUGAGGGUACAGAACCAUCAUUGGUCCAGAUUAUUGUACAAAAUUUUCAGGCAAUGUCUGAUUAAAAAUAUUGGCUUAUUGAGAACAGCUGUUUUAGAUUUGUAAUGUGAAGCAAGACAGAGCUGCUAUCCAAGUCUAGCAGCAUUUUUUUUAUUGGUACAUAUUAUCCUUCAAAUCUGUUGUAAAUUUGGACUGACUUUACCAAAGAACCCUGUAAUUUGGUCCUUGGCACAUGCAUUACUUGUCAAUCUUUUCUGGAGAACACUGUUCAGCUGAAUAGCAGCAGUAUGAAAACUGGAAUGGUGACACCUGAAAAUGACUCUUUUUCAACAAGAAAGAGGUGGCAGAGCUCUCUCAAAUUCAACUUUCAAAACAAGUUGCUCCCAUGCUUAUUUUUCAAUGGUUUCUUUCAAUGUCCUUUUACUCUUGCUGCAGGCUGGUUUUGAGCUGGAGUGUAAGAAGCAAAGCUGCAGUUUUCACAAGAGGUGACAGGACAGAUUAAUUGGACAAGCUGCUUUUGUUCAACACAGGAUUGCAGUAUUGCUGCCUUACACUGUCAUUUCACAAGGUAGACAAGGCAAAUCUUGCACACUGUAGAUACAAGGGCUAAAUUUGUAACCUCCUGAAAGAUCUGAAACGACAGUAAUGAAUGCUGUAACAACGUACAACUGAGCACCAUGGAGCUGCUGGUGCUUCAGAACAGAAAUUAAACUAUUUCAGGUGAAUGUUUACAUUGGUAAAACAAGUAUAGCCUGGCUAUUGGGGAAAAGAAGGUUGACAGGUAUACAAAACCCCUUUUCUGUGGCUAUCAGAGGUAGAAGAUUUGCAAACCUCUUCAGCCCUCACUGAAGCCUUUCUGGCGAGGGUGGAAGUUUUUCUGGAAAUCUGUUUCUCUGCAUUUUUAUUUAGAGUGCUUAAAUCAAUUGAAGAAAUUCCUGCUCUAGUGCUAUUUGCUUUGUCUGUCUUUUAUACUGGUUUUGGUUUGUUUUUU